ACCUACAGCCAGGCGUGGCUCCGGAUUCCACUUCCUUCUCACGCGCAUCAUUGAGUUUAACACAUCACCAGAAACUUAGGACACUUUAGCAGUGGUUGUUACUUGGUGUAACUGAACACAGAGAAGGAUCUACUUCAGUAUUAUGGCAGAUAAAGGAUCUUUUCUGACCUCAAUCAUCAUUUUCUACUUGUCCAUCGGAGCCGCGAUAUUUCAGAUUCUCGAGGAGCCGCAUUUAAAAGCAGCUCUGGACGAUUAUAAAAACCACACUGAACAUUUAUUACAGAAAUAUCCCUGCUUAAAAAAGGAUGAUUUGGACCUGAUAAUUGAGAUUGUGGCUGCGGCGGCUGGAAAAGGUGUGACUGUAACAGGAGAAAAAAAAAUCAACAAUUGGAGUUGGGAGAACGCAGUUAUUUUUGCUGCCACAGUCAUCACUACUAUAGGUUAUGGCAAUGUUGCACCGAAGACAUCUGGAGGCCGAUUAUUCUGUAUCCUGUAUGGGCUCUGUGGCAUUCCUCUUUGCCUCACCUGGAUAAGUGAAUUGGGUACAUUUUUUGGUGGCAGGGCAAAGCGCCUGAGUCAGGUGCUCCUCCACAGAAGGUUCACUGUGAAAAAAGUACAGUUCACCUGCACAGUUGUGUUCCUUUUAUGGGGUUUCCUGGUUCACUUGAUCUUCCCGGCUUUUGUAUUCAGUCACUUUGAGGACUGGACUUACUUAGAAGGCCUGUACUUCUCUUUUACCACCUUGACGACUGUUGGUUUUGGUGACUAUGUAGCAGGUGUGAACCCAGAUAAAGAUUACCCAACUCUCUACAAAUUCUUAGUGCAGUUAUGGAUCUGCCUGGGUCUUGCCUGGUUGUCACUUUUCUUCAGCUGGAAUGUGCAUAUGGUGGUCAAGGCUCAUAAAGUCCUGAAGAAAAGAAGGCUGAGACGCCACAGGCUGUCCAUCGAUGAUGUACUGGUAAAAAAAGAAGUAAAGAAAGCCCCAAAGCCAACACCUCUCUCUGGCGUCAUUGACAUCUUUGAGUUCAUGUCUGAGAAGGUCGAAGACUACAGCGACAUCAUCCAAGCCAUCGGCACAGGUAAGAGAAGGAAGAAAAAGCAGCAGGAGGAAGAACUGACACGGUCCAAGAGCUGUAGUGACCUAUUGCAUGGGCUGGUCAUCCCACUCGAUCACUCUCCUCGUCUGAAACGCCGCUUCAGCGUCAGCGUGAACAUGUGCACGGUCAUGUCUGGAGAGUCUACAGAUGGCCUCGACAACAACCAAGAGGAACAGGCACUUCUGAAAGAGCACCAAGGAGACAGUAAAAAUAAGAGAGAAGAGAAGCCUGGACAUUGUGCGGGGGACUCCAGAAGAUCAUACCCAUCAUUCUUUCACCCCUCACGCCCUACCCUUACCACCAGCAACGGAGGAUCAAGAUUCUCAGUGUCCAAAGUAUCAGAAGACCAUUUGUCAAAGAGGAGAAAAAGCAUUAGCUGACAAAGUCUGAUCUACUAGAUCUAAAACCAAAACUGCUUUAAAUCGUGAUUUUUCAGGACACUAUGGCUGAGGUGACACAAGGAGGACCAUGUGAAGAACUCUGAAGACAUUUCAAGACCAAAGAAUGUUGCUCUGAUAUGCGGAUGGGAGCUUUUUCUACCUAAAUCAAGCUGCUAAAGUGUACACUGGUUUCCGCAGUAUUGAAAGACAUGUAGGUAUUACACAGGGUUGUGCAGCCAGUCUGUGACCAAGAUAAGGAUGUGAGGGUUAGCAGAGGAAAUGAAACCGAUUUCCUUCACAGACAUUGGAAAGUUUGAGUGUGUUACUGUGGUUUCAAACAAGGUUGGAUUUUUUUUUUUUUUUAUUCUCAAAAUGACAGCUAGGAGAAAUCUUGAGAUGUUUGGAAUGGAAUACUAGCUAUGAAUGCUGACUGUGCCGUACAAACUGAUUAAAGCACUAUUUUUAAA
Molecule: messenger RNA, 1944 nt
Organism: Carassius gibelio (silver crucian carp)
Lineage: Eukaryota; Metazoa; Chordata; Actinopteri; Cypriniformes; Cyprinidae
Product: potassium channel subfamily K member 5-like
Exons: 5
Coding region: 143-1477 (444 amino acids)
Biological process (GO): potassium ion transmembrane transport; stabilization of membrane potential
Cellular component (GO): membrane
Molecular function (GO): potassium ion leak channel activity
Source: RefSeq, a predicted model, not a curated record